AUGUUCUUCACUAUACCUAUGACACCAAUUAUUUGGCUCAAUCUUUUGCUUUGCAUCAUCUCUGAAAAAAAUAAAACUUUCCCUAUAAUUAACCUCGAUAAAAGUGAUGAAAUUAUCACAUAUACUACUCAUUCUGGCACCUCAAACAGCUUUGAUAUCCUCGAUUACAACAAUUUUGAGCCAUUGUUUGGCUCAGAAUUUCCAUCCGAUCCUUCGCAGUUGAUUGAUUUCGAUCAGUUGAGUGAAAUUGAAGAUAUAAGCAGCAAAGAAUCGAUACCCGAGAUCACAAAUGCUCCUCAUCCUGGCUUUUCAAACAGCCAUGGUUUGUUGGGCCACACUAAUUUGGACUCAUUACUUGGCUCAUAUACAGAUUCAAAUAGGAAUGUGUGGAGAGAUGCUAAUGGAGAAUUAAAAACAAAUGAUGAUGAAGCACGAUAUCCUAUCAUUAGAGAUAUUCAAAGUGGAACUUCUUCGCCACUUAAUGUCGACACCGAUGACAUUAUUACAUAUAUGCACUUACCUGGUUCACAACAAAAUGCGGUUCCGAUCUAUUUUCACCAACUUACUCUUUCCCCAGAUGACACAUCCGAUCAACACGGAAAUGCUGAGCAGAACAACAUGGGCAAUAAGCACUUCUCGGAUAAGUUGAUUGUCCCCGACUACAGGGAAAAUGAAGGAUCAGAAACAAAUACUCAAAGUGGAACUUCUUCGCCACUUAAUGUCGACACCGAUGACAUUAUUACAUAUAUGCACUUACCUGGUUCACAACAAAAUGCGGUUCCGAUCUAUUUUCACCAACUUACUCUUUCCCCAGAUGACACAUCCGAUCAACACGGAAAUGCUGAGCAGAACAACAUGGGCAAUAAGCACUUCUCGGAUAAGUUGAUUGUCCCCGACUACAGGGAAAAUGAAGGAUCAGAAACAAAUGACACAUCCGAUCAACACGGAAAUGCUGAACAGAACAACAUGGGCAAUAGGCACUUCUUGGAUAAUUUGAAUGUCCUCGACUACAGGGAAAAUACCAAUGAAGGAUCAGAAACAGAUAAGAAAAAGUAUAUUUGUCAUUAUCCCGGCUGUACUGUGAUCACGAAAAAUUACAACGAAUAUAUAACACAUAGAAAAACGCAUCAGCCCUUCAUCUAUGAAUGCAGAGUGACCAAUUGUGGACGGACAUUCCACCAUGAAUCAUCAUUUCGCAAUCACAAGCAAACGCAUGAACCUCAUCCUCAGUGCGAGGGUUGUGGCAAAUUCUUCAUCAACAGGAAUGGAUUGCAUUGUCACAAAAAGAGCUGCAAAUCAAAAUCCCGCGAACGAAGCUACGAAUGCCUUUAUCCCGGAUGUACUAUGAUCACGAAGAAUUACAACGAAUAUAUAACACAUAGAAAAACGCAUCAGCCCUUCAUCUAUGAAUGCAGAGUGACCAAUUGUGGACGGACAUUCCACCAUGAAUCAUCAUUUCGCAGUCACAAGCAAGCGCAUGAACCUCAUCCUCAAUGCGAGUGCUGUGGCAAAUUCUUUUGCCGUAUGGAUGUACUGAAGUCUCACAAGAAAGUGUGCUCCAGAGUUCCUCGUUAG
Molecule: messenger RNA, 1575 nt
Organism: Brugia pahangi
Lineage: Eukaryota; Metazoa; Nematoda; Chromadorea; Rhabditida; Onchocercidae
Source: the annotation of a GenBank genome assembly